Plasmodium gonderi is the source of this 360-nucleotide messenger RNA. RefSeq lists its product as hypothetical. The record is from RefSeq and is a predicted model, not a curated record. The transcript has a single exon. Bases 1 to 360 code for a protein of 119 amino acids. Lineage: Eukaryota; Apicomplexa; Aconoidasida; Haemosporida; Plasmodiidae.
AUGAUUAUAAAAACAUAUAAUUUUCACUUUAUUAAGAAAAACUAUGCACAUAAAUUUGCUUCUCCUGAUUGUCCUAAUCUGAUUAAUAUUAAAAAAGUGAUAUAUGAAAAAUUAAAGCCAAUAUGUUUUCAUAUUAAGCAAGACUAUACCAUGGGACAUCAUGUUCAUGAUAUGCAUUUUUAUGGAAUUCUUUGUUCUCCUUUGUUUGAAAAUAAAAGUUACAAAGAUAUGAACACAAUCGUAGAAAAAUUAAUGAGUGAAAUUAACUUAGCUGGAAGAGUAAAAUUACACUGUCAACCACCUUCCAGAUUUAACAAAAUGAAAAAACAUGUUAGGUGGAGAUGGAACUUGGAGAAGUAG